Molecule: messenger RNA, 1059 nt
Organism: Syzygium oleosum
Lineage: Eukaryota; Viridiplantae; Streptophyta; Magnoliopsida; Myrtales; Myrtaceae
Product: auxin-responsive protein IAA4-like
Exons: 4
Coding region: 194-787 (197 amino acids)
Biological process (GO): regulation of DNA-templated transcription
Cellular component (GO): nucleus
Molecular function (GO): protein binding
Source: RefSeq, a predicted model, not a curated record
UUGGCCUUAGGUAACCACUGGCCUAACACAAGUUUUCCUCUCAUCCUAGAACAAGUACAAUCACAAUCAACCAAAGAGAAGGAGAAGAGAAAGAAAUUAGAAGUGAGAUUGAAUUGAUUUGAGCGUUGAGCAAUCAAAGAUCUUGCGAGCUUUGAGAGUGAAUCAAGUUGUGAGGGAAAGAAGAAAGUAAGAUAUGGCAGCUCAAGGAGAGGAUCUGAACCUCGAAGCGACGGAGCUCAGAUUAGGACUGCCCGGCACGGUGGAGUCGGAGAAGCAGCAAGCACCUCCGAGCGGGCGGAGCAUGAAGAGGAAUUUAAUCGAUGUGAACAACAAGUGCGGGUCCGAUAAGGAGGAGUCCAAUGGGUCGAGUGCCCAAAAAUGCGAGAAGCAAGAUGUGCAUCGACCAUCUAAGGCACAAGUUGUGGGGUGGCCGCCGGUCCGAUCAUACCGCAAGAACUGCUUCCAAAAGAAGGCGGAGAGCGAGUCGACCGGGGUUUUCAUCAAAGUGAGCAUGGAUGGAGCUCCAUAUCUGAGGAAGAUUGAUCUGAAGCUCUACAAGGGUUAUGCAGAUCUACUCAAGGACUUGCAAGACAUGUUCAAGUUCAAAGUUGUUGAGUAUUGUGAGAGAGAAGGAUACAAUGGAUCCCAGUUUGUACCCACCUAUGAAGACAAAGAUGGUGAUUGGAUGCUAGUAGGAGAUGUUCCAUGGAACAUGUUUAUUACUUCAUGCAAGAGGCUCAGAAUCAUGAAAGGUUCAUCAGAAGUGUCAAAGGGCUUGAAAACUUGAUGGGCAUGGCCUUGCUUCUUUCAGCAAGAGGAUGUUCCAAAGGCUUGGGCUUUCGAAGAUUUGAAUCUGUGAUCAUGAUUUUAGUUUCAUGCCUCUCUCAAAUGUAACAAGGAAAACAGGGGAAAAAAAGUUGAAAAUGGUUUUUCCUUUCUCUUUUUCACUUAUAUGUGUAGUUGAGUAUACUUCCUUUGGUUCAUUGUACAGAGACAAAAAUAAAAUAAAAGACUCUGCUUCUGUUUUUCCCUUAAUAAUUAGAAGCAAGAGGUUUGAAA